UUGUUAUACUUUUACAUUACUAAGCGUUUUGGUUUUUGCAAAAAUGGCUACCCCUAAGGAAAGGUCACUGGAGGAAACGCCAACAUGGGCUGUUGCAGUUGUGUGUGCAAUAUUUGUGAUCAUAUCUAUAUUCAUAGAACAUGGAAUUCAUUCUCUGGGAAAGUGGUUUCAAAAACGCCAGAAGAAAGCCAUGAUGGAAGCUUUAGAGAAAAUAAAAGCUGAGUUGAUGCUACUGGGAUUCAUAUCCUUACUACUUACUAUAGGAACAUAUUCCAUUCCAGCGAUAUGUAUCCCAGAAAAGAUAGGAUAUACGAUGCUUCCAUGCAAACGGAAGCCUGGGUAUGCAGGAGAUAGUGGUAAAGAUAGCAACAAAGGGGGCGGAGGCGGCGGCGAUGAAGAUCGCCGGAGAAAGUUACUUUCUUAUGCUGAAGAUAUGGUUUGGCGUCGAGUCUUGGCUUCAUCCAAAGGAAAAGAUUCUUGCCCUAAAGGUAAAGUUGCCCUGAUUACACAAAGCGGGAUGCACGACUUGCACAUAUUCAUAUUUGCGCUUGCUGUCUUUCAUGUUCUUUACAGUGUAGCCACCAUUCUACUGGCUAAGGCCAAAAUGAAGAAAUGGGAGUCCUGGGAAUCAGAAACUAAAACUCUCGAGUAUCAGUACAGAAAUGAUCCUUCAAGGUUCAGAUUAACCCAUCAAACUUCCUUCGUCAAACGUCAUUCUGGUUUCUCCACAAUUCCGGGCAUGAGAUGGAUAGUGGCCUUCUUCAGGCAAUUCUUUGGUUCGGUGAGCAAGGUGGACUAUUUGACCAUGCGCAAUGGCUUUAUCAACGCACAUUUUGCGGCUAACACAAAAUUUGACUUCCAUAAAUACAUCAAAAGAUCCAUGGAAGACGAUUUCAAAGUCGUUGUCGGUAUCAGCACACCUCUGUGGGCAUUUGCUAUCAUCUUCUUGCUUCUAAACGUUUACAAAUGGCAAACUCUCACCUGGUUGUCUUUAGUCCCACUGACUAUACUUGUAUUGGUUGGAACAAAGCUUGAACUGAUCAUAAUGGAAAUGGCGGAAGAAAUCCAGGAAAGGAGUGCAGUGGUAAGAGGGGCACCAGUGGUGGAGCCAAAUAACAAGUAUUUCUGGUUUAAUCGACCCCAGUGGAUUCUCUUCUUGAUACAUUAUACAUUAUUUCAGAAUGCAUUCCAGAUGGCAUAUUUCCUUUGGGUAGUGUUUAAGUACAGCCUAGGUUCUUGUAUCCACGAGAAACCGUACUUUGUAGUGGGAAGGGUUGUUCUUGGGCUGUUCCUUCAAAUUCUAUGCAGCUACAUUACCUUCCCGCUGUAUUCCUUGGUGACGCAAAUGGGAUCGCACAUGAAAACUGCAAUUUUCGAAGAGCAAACAGCCAAAGCUCUGAAGAACUGGCGGAAGGCUGCCAAGAAGAGAAACAAGCAGAAGGAAAAGGAAGGAGGAGGGAUGAGUAGCCCAAUGUCGGUGUCAAUGAGCGGUAAUACCACACCAAGCCGAGGGACAUCGCCUUUACACUUGCUGCACAAUCACAAACAUAGGUCCACCGCCAGUGAUCAAACCGAUGGGGUUCUUAAUUCCCCCACCCAUUCCAACUUCUCUUACCCCUCCGACACUGAUCUCUCUGAUAUUGAAGCUGCCGCACUUUCUCCUCCUCAACAUUUAACACAACUUGAUGAUGAUGAUCAUCAUCAACAUAAUAUUGAUUUUUCCUUUGUCAAGCCUUAA
Molecule: messenger RNA, 1738 nt
Organism: Gossypium arboreum
Lineage: Eukaryota; Viridiplantae; Streptophyta; Magnoliopsida; Malvales; Malvaceae
Product: MLO protein homolog 1-like
Exons: 14
Coding region: 44-1738 (564 amino acids)
Biological process (GO): defense response
Cellular component (GO): membrane
Source: RefSeq, a predicted model, not a curated record